AUGAUUGUACAGGUGCUGUACGGUACCGUACGUAACGGAACGGAAGGUAGCCACACCCUUGAUGCCUGUGCACGAAAACUGUUCCAGAUGUGCUUUAUUUCCAGAAAAUUCUUGGGCAUGUAUCAACAAAUUCUAUACCGGAUGUUUACACCAGGCGACGGAAGUUUUCGGGAAAGGCUAAAACCCGAACACAUCAGCAUGGAGCAGAUCCUAAAUAUGGUCACUGGCUGCCUGGUCCUGAGAGAUAUUGAGGAAGGAGAAGACUCUGAAGACGAAGGAGGGGAUGAUUUACAGUGGGUGGGAUACAAAGAAGUGGCUCAACUCGGCAGGGGAAAAUCACUGGUACCAUAUGAAAAAACAAAGAGGACAAUAGGAGAUCUUAUUGACCUGCAGACAGGGAGGCCACGAGCGGUUGCUGGGGGAUUCCAUUUAACAGACCCUUGGUGGCAGAUGACAAUUCUUAGAACAAAGAAGAGCAAGGGAAAGUUUCUCGAGCCAAAAGACUACUUUGCAUUAUGUUACAGGCUCAGAGAUGAUGCAAGCAGGUUCACUGACAGAGUUGUGCACCUGUUUUUGAGUAAAUUACAGGAUACUUUGUCGGAGGAAGAUGAUAAUGGGACCAAGGUCAAUAUCUCUCCAUGGUUUUCACCUGCAAGGAUACAGUUUGAAACAUUUUUAAAAGAGAGGGGUCAAUAUGAUGAUUUGGAGUUACUGAACCUUGAGGAACGACUUGAAGCUUAUGUGGGGAGUUUUCCUGAAGAUGAACAAACAGCGAGUUCUACACAAACACGAUUUAAAAAUGCCAUCAUACAGUCAGGUGAAUUCAGGUUUAUCAAGGUGGGUGAAACAUUUCCAGAACUUCUGCAUUAUGUACCUCAACUGUUUCCAGGCAACUUUAAGAACAUUAUCUCCCUUGAUGAUGAUAAGCUGAACAAACUCAAAACCUUGUUGACAGACAACCCUGGACUUCUAGCCUUCAAAGCGAUUUUAUCAAAGAAAUGUGGUAUUUUGGGAUGUGAAACAUCGUAUGAUGCCCUGACAAAAUCUGGCCUGUUGGCCAAAGUUCCACAGAAUAUACAGGAUGCUAUACUUAUGUACGAGUUCAUCAAGAAAGAUACAAAGGAGAAUGGUCACACAUACAUACACUUCAGCAGAAUAUUAGAUGUACUAAGCCCAGUUGUCCAGCUGUUUGAAGAAGGGCUAGAAUUCUUGAACAAGAACAAAGUGACAAAAACUUCAGUGGAAAAUGGUGAGAGGCAUGUGUUCCUAGUUGUACUGUGGAAGGCAGAGAACAAUAUAGCGCGUGGAAUAAAUUCAUUAAUAAAACAAGAUGAAAGACAGCCAUGGAAACUAGAGGUGGACUGGGAGACUGAAGAUUUUGAGAGUAUAAGACAAGACAAUGACCAGCUGAGAGCCGCUAAAUUGAUUGCUAGCAAACCUGUUGUAGCCAUAUCGGGAAAAGGUGGCUGUGGCAAAACUUAUGUGGUAACCAAGGUGAUCACUGCUGCCAAGGCAACAAGACAGAAACAGAAAGACACAGAAACAGGAACUGGUCUACAUGAUGAUGCAGAAGCUGCUGAUCUUGCUGACAGGGGAGAUGACUCCUAUGAAUGGAAGGGAGAUUAUCCUGAAGAGAAAGAAGAAUGUCCAGAGAAAAUAGAGUUAUUGCUUACAGCACCUACUGGAAAAGCUGCAAAUUUGUUGGGAAAGAGAGCAAAAUGUGCAUCGUUUACACUACACCAGGUCAUCUAUAGUUACAGGAAUCAAAAAAAUGACAAUCCAUGGAAACACAAGGAUGUGAAUACCCUGGUUGUAGAUGAGUGUAGCCUGGUGUCUGUGUCCACAUUUUCCUUCCUCAUUGAGCUUCUGCAGGAACACGCACAGCUCAGGAAGAUAGUUCUGCUCGGAGACGUUAGACAGCUGCCAUCUAUAGAACCAGGAAACUUCCUUAGUGAUACAUUUAUAUCAUUAGCAAGGAUAGGUUGUGCUGUUGAACUGAGGAACAACCAUCGUGCUGAGUCAGCAAGGAUUAUUGAUAAUGCUACAAGAAUAUCAAAGAAAAUAUACCCAGAAUUCCACCCAGAACAGUUCAGUUUGAGAAAACUACCAUAUGCCAACCCUUCUUCAAGUGGAGAUGAUUAUACUUCACAAGAUAUCAGUAUGGAGGUGAUGAAGUUGUUAAACCAUGAUUCAUUAAAGGACCAUGUCACUUCACAGUUCAUCAGCUUUACAAGGAAGGUGUGUGACAGUAUAAAUGAUCUAUGUUGUAAGAGAUACAGUGACCAUCGUACAAAAGAGUUCGGGAAGGCUGUGUUCCGUACAGGUGACAAGAUCUGCUGUACCAAGAAUGGAUAUGUGAACCUGUAUGAGAGAAGUCAUGGUGUCAUGUCCUGUAACAGUCAAGCAACUCAAAGGAAAGUUAAGGAGGAGGAAAGUCAGGGUGGAGUAGAAAGGACUGUAAAUGAUGAUGAAGACACCAGUCUGCUUGGUAAUUCUGGAGACCAGUCUACUUUGAAUGGAUCCCUGGAUACAACAGCAGCUGGUUCCUCUAAAAAGAAAGGUGAAGGGUCACAUAAAACCAAUCAGAUCAGGCUGUGUAAUGGAGAAAUAUUCUUCAUUGUUGAGGAGCUAGAGACAAGAGAUGAUACUGGAAAAAUGCGAACUUUUCUACAGUUGUCAGAUAAGGACAAAGAGGAGGAGUUUCUGUUCUGGGUAGAUAAAGGCCAGAUCAAAAAGGCUUGUCAGAUCAAACAUGCCUGGGCUAGAACCAUUCAUACAUUCCAGGGUUCAGAGACAGAUAAUGUGGUGUAUAUAGUUGGUAACGGGACCUGGAGACAGAACUGGCAGCAUGUGUAUACAGCAGUUACAAGGGGCCGUAAAUCUGUGUUCAUUAUUGGUAGAGAGGACAUACUGCGGAAUGCAGUUAAACGUUCAGAGAUUAAACGGCAGACCAGUCUUAGAAAACAGCUCCUUGAAUUGUUGCAGAAAAACAAAGAUUUCAACACCACAGAAGCAAUGCAAAUGUCGUCUAUGAACAUCACAGCAUUUCAUCCAUUGUCACAAAGAGCCCCUGUGAAGGGAAAUAACUCAGCAGUUAGUAAAACUGUGUCGGUAUCACAUGGCCAGCACAAACAGCCAAUGAAAAAUGAGUUACCAAGUGGAUCUGGGGAUGCUACCUUAAAUAAUACACAAAUGGUCACAGAUAUCCUUAGUUCUCUUGCAUGUGAACAUGACGGUCAAACAGAGAGCAGCGACAUUGAUGAAUAUGAAUCGGACGACUUUCAGAGCUUAUUUACAAAAAUUAAACCUGCAAGAGGUAAAACCCAAUCACAUGCUGUAGACAGCAAUAGCAUUCCGCUAGAAACCAAACUAGCAUUAGAUGAAGCUGCUAGUGGGCAAGCAUACAAUCAUGAACAAAAUGGCUUCAAAUUGUGCCAUUUGAAUAGAGGAAGUGGCAAACAAAAUGUUAAUCACUGUGAUAAAAACCCUUCUAUCUUCGAUCAUUCCAAUACAAACAGAAGUGAUAAGGCAGCUGCAACAAAAGACUGUAUUAGGAACAUGGAAACCGAAGAGUCGGGAGGUGAGGAGGAAAUGGAUAAUGGAUCUGAUCCUGAAUCAGAUGAUUCUCAAAGUUUGAUAUCACCUCUGACAACACGUGCACGAUCUCGUGCUAAAGCUACUCUAGAGUUGCAGAAAGGCAAUGAUAAAAGUAAGGAGAGUGUACUUAAUGAGACCAAUGCUAAUCAAAAACACAUGAGUAAUUCAGAAAGUGUUAACUUGAAUGAUAAUAAAAUUGCUCAUUUAAAAGGCAGGAAUAAGAACAAGUUGAGUUUAGCCAAAGGGAAAAAACCAUUAUCAUUCAUAGGCAGCCAGAGUGUUGAAACACCUUUGAACAUUUCAAGGGGUAGAAAAUACAGAUACAGCAUUCAAGGGGUAUCGUCGCCUAUAACACCAUUAAUGAACAGGACAAAUUUCAGUCCAAACAUAGCAGGUGCGCAGAAUACAAGUUCACCAGUAACAGGCACUUCAUCAGACUUCCAGUGUCAUAUCAGGUCUGGAAUAUCGCCUUUAACAACAGAUUAUGAUGUAUCAUUUUCAGAAAGUAAACCAGUAUCAUUAGAUUCUAGUGUAUUCAGUUCUAGUAAGAGGAUAACCAUGUCGCCGUCAAACUUUAAUUUUAGACAAGACAAGGCGAGGCGACUCAGUGAGCUGGAUGAUAUCAAGGAACCUAAGAGUAACGAGUCUGUCCAGUCGCAGUGGUCGGAAAUAGAUGAGAGUGAUUACUUGAAACUUGUUGACGAAUCUAACUUGCAGCAACAAAACUCAGGAAAUAUGUCUGGUGUUAUUGUCUCGCACAAGGAUGGUAUAGAUACUAGUGUAACUGGAAAUACAAGUGUCUAUGCAAAGAAACAGAUGCUUGGUAUUCAGACUAUACAGAAAAAUCUGAACUCUACCAACAUGUCUGUAAACAGUCAGUGGUCUGAGGUCGAUGAUGAGCAGUAUAUGACCCUUGACCUUGAAGACAUUAAUGGCAUGACCUGUAGUAACCAUGACGACAGUAACAUGGAUAACAGUGAUACAAGGAAAGAUAGGGAGGGUGAAACUUCACAUUUUAUUAAAAAUAUAACAGAUAAAAGCCCUAUAAAUGAAAGGCAAAUUUUAGAAGAUAGUUUGUAUCGAGAAAAUACGCAAAUAGAAGUUCCAGAAAUAAGUGUUACACACUCCCCACCCAGUCCCUCUCUUUUCGAAACCCCACCAAGAAAGUUGAAAUUAUCUCCAAGUCGAAAACGAGGGCUUGAUGUAUGUGAUAGUGAUAACAUAGAAGUUUCACCUGUAAAACGCUCAUUAUCAAAACUGAAAUUUUAAUGAACCAGAGGUUCGAUAACAUAUUUAAUAUGUAAGUUCAUACACCUCAUGUUUUUAUUUAAUAUGAUGACCUCAGUAGAGUGGAAAAUUUUACUGCAACAAGCUGUAAAUGUAAAUACUGUAUAGUAAAACUGAUACAGUUGUCAAAAAUUAUAUAUACAUUUCCCAUUGCUGGUUGAGGUAAUGAUUGUAUGCUUAAGGCCAAAGGUUUUGUAUGGUCCAUUAAAUCAUGAAUAGAUUAAAACUACUAAUCUGAGUAGCUUUUAUUCUACUAAGAUAUAAAGACAAUUUAGUAAUUCCCAUUUGUCCAUAAUUUCAUAGAAUUUCAUUGAUAAACAAAAAUUUAAUUCUCAAUGUUUUCAAAUGCCGCUGUCAAAAUUAACUUCACAGUCUACUUAGAUUCAGUUGUAUAGAAUCAUUGUCACAGUCAGUAAGGCAUGUGUGUUCUCGAAUUAUAAUAACAACAAAGCAUCUUGUUUUCAUAGGCCUCACAAGCUUCUGCAGGUACUGUUGAUCUAAAGAAGCAUUUUCCAAGAA
Mercenaria mercenaria is the source of this 5403-nucleotide messenger RNA. Its product is annotated as DNA helicase B-like. The record is from RefSeq and is a predicted model, not a curated record. Bases 1 to 4866 code for a protein of 1621 amino acids. NCBI's taxonomy places the organism in Eukaryota, Metazoa, Mollusca, Bivalvia, Venerida, Veneridae. The transcript is spliced from 20 exons.